AUGAAAUGGCGUCGUUCAAUAUUUCUGCAGAACAGGUAUCCUUUUGGAUUGCAAAAAGAAAGGAAUCCAGUGGGAUUUCGGUCACUGCACAAAUUGGUGGAUGACUCGAUGUUUCGAUUAUCAAUACUGAUUGGUAACUAUAUUUCCUACUUCUGCGUCCUCAUGGAUUUUACGAAAUACGUCAACAAAUACUCGUCGGAAAACAAAAUGAACAUGGUAAUCAAUGGACUCCUCAUUGAAGAAAUUUACUGUUUCGAUCUUUUGUUCAUGAUCGACAUUGUUAUAGCUUACUGCAUACAGAAAUCUGGCGUUGUUAUUAGGCAUCGAGCAGUUAUGUGCCUCGACUUCAUAUCGUUAAUACCGAUUGAGAGUAUUUACAUCAUAUACUUAGGACAGAACAUCAAAGUAUACUAUGGGUUUCGGUUGCGCUACAUCUUGAGAUGCGCUCGGUAUAUAGUGCCGUAUUUCAAACUGAAAUUUAAACGACACACCGUCCAUAAGAUGCUGUUCAGAUUGAUAAUGAUAAUUUCAUUUUUGAUGAUUACUGGUGCUUGCAUGAAAAUUACAAUAAUGUGUAAGAAGUACCCCCAAGAAUUGAAGUAUAUGAAUUGCUCAAAACUAGACUUCUUUGAUUAUACUUUAAGUUAUUACAUGACUUUUGGGCCUGUUUCUUACGCGGAGGUGAUGAUAACAGGCACUCGUUUCGGAAUGACUACGUUUUUCGGUAGCGCCUAUUUGUUCUUAAUGUACGUCAUAAUGGAACUAUGCAGGUGGAGACUGAUUUGCAACUAUAUAGUUCAAAUCAGCGACAAGUACGAGUUUGUGAUCUCCUGCGAUUUAGCGCAGAAUCAGGUGAGGAAAUUGAGGAGUCGCCUGAUAUCAGAAUUGAAAUGGACGUACAAGGAUGAAUUGUACUUGGACUAUCUUAGAUCUUGCCUCACCACCUUCUGGAAGCAAGAUCAUAUCAGGACAGACAGAAGUGACAUUCGCGGAUACGCAGUAGCAACGAUGCCUGAGACCAUCCACACUGAAAUCAAAUUGGAUUUAACAUGGAAUAUGUUGAAGCAUUCAAUAUUCUUUCGAAAUGAGCCAGUUAACGUGCUCAGGUAUCUUUCAAAAUUUGUUAGGUAUAAAUAUAGGAUGACUGGUGAUACUAUUUACAUCAGGGGGCAAUUUAAAACUUGUAUGGUUUAUGUAACUACCGGAAUUAUUGGCGUUUUGUCGGAAGAAAACGGCGAAAGAAAUUUGAUUUCUUUAUCAUCUGGAACCUGUUUGGGUGAGCUUUCAUUAUUUUAUAAUGUUCCUGCAAAGACGACGGUUAUUUGCACCACAUACUGCGAGAUACUGACCAUAUCCAAUAACAAAUUCAUCCAGUUUAAAUAUACUUAUCCGGCUGUUUAUGAAAAGUUGAGAAAGAUGUCCAGAGAGAGGAUAGAAUUGGCUAAGAAUUAUGUGAAGAUAAGGAAGAAAUUCAAGGAUAAUUGUGGAUGGAAAAUUAAUGAUCCUAGUUUAAGAUAUAUAAAACAGAUUUUACGUAUGAACAAUGAUGUUGAAGAUAUGUUCACCAUCGGACACGAACGGCAAAAACAUUGGUUCAAGGACGUAGCAUUUUGUCCGUCGUUCUUAACAAUGUACGUGAUGGCGGACAAAUUGGGCGAGAACUUGACCAGGCACUUCGUUAGAACAGGGCUAUUUUUCAAAAUCAAUCCAAAUUCGACGCUUCUCAAGAUGUGGUACUGUUUGCUCCACGUACUCAUCAUGUUCACAUGUAUAGUAUGUCCGGUAGGCGCAGCCAUGGACAUCAGCGACUUUUCCCAAAUCUACGACUUCUUCAUGCAGUUCGUCACGUUCGUGUAUAUUUUGGAUUUGAUUUCCAUAGCUUUCAUCGCGGUAGUCGACAAGGAUGGAAUGCAUACCGACUUUGAUUAUAUCUUCCAUCUCAAGAUGCACAGCUCCCAAUUUCUGGUUGACUUGAUCUCAUCGUUACCGUUAGAGUUAGCGGUUAACAUACUGCAGGGUCCUCUGGAAAAGAAAAUAUACAGGAUGCUCCAACUGAAUCGCCUACUGAAGAUUCAGCAACUUGUAGUCUACUUUAGAAAUCGACAAGUGUUCACCUCGUGGUACAUGCUGUUUGAAUCGCUCGUAAAGAUGAUUGUUUCCCUGAUAUUGCUGAUCCUCAUCGGCUUCUACGUCUGCAUCUAUAACGAUAUAUUUAAGUUUACCUCAGUAAACUCUAUUGGUGGAUAUUUCGGAUUUAUGAUGGCUCUCAGCUUCAUUUACACUUUCUACUUCUCCACUGGUUUGAUGUCGAUUUCGUACUCGCGCGCAAUUAACUUUAUUCCCUUGAUUGGUCUACAGUUUGUAGCGUUCAUAUGGAAGUUAACAAUAAUACCGCAGGUGAUAGCUUCGUUCGGUCUUAAUUACACAACCACAGUCGGUUACGAGAAUUUAGUUGAUGACAUCCGGAAGGUGAUGUACUUGUACGAGUUCGAAUUGAACGAGAGAAAAAAGAUAUGGAAACUGCUUCACAUGAACUACGUAUUCCAGAAAGGCUUGUACUUGAUUAAAUUCGAGUCGGUGAAGAAGUUCAUCGGACUAUCCUUAUACAAGCGCCAAGCGGCGAUGCUCUACACCAGAUACUUCAUGAAGGAGAAAUUGUUCGCGCAUUUGUCAGAAGAAUUAAUCAAAGACAUGAAUGAGAUUUGCAAAGUCAUUCUGAUGCCCAAAGAACAGAUUGUCGCCUACGCCGGUUCUUUUACCAACGAAUUUUACAUAAUAAUCAGAGGGUCAGUUGGAUUAUUCAAUUCUUCGGGUAAAUUAAUGAAGACGCUUACGAUCGGAGAUUCUUUCCUUUUAAUAGAAUCGCUGAGUAAAGCCAAAGGUGUAUACAAUAUCAUAACGUUGACGGAUUGCAAGUUGCUGUACUUGCCCACGCAUUGGAUGAUGAGGAAAUUUCUUAAAUAUCCCAAUGAGUACGCCACUUUGACAAACACGAUCAAGCAAACAUUAGAUAUCAAAUUGUUGGGACAUCUACAGCAAAUAGAAAUAUCUUCGAAUAAGCUACCUAGCCAAGAGGAUACCACGCAAUCUUUUAAGACAUUCAAAAAUCAGUAUCACAUUUUCAUAAUGGGAUUCGGAAAAAUGUCCGUGAUGAGUUGGUUCUUCUUCAAGUUCACAAUCUACCCGAACGGGAAAUUCUGGUUUUACUGGGAAAUCUUCCACUUGGUUUUCGCCUAUAUAACAGCCUUCAUUGGAUUUUUACCGCUUACAGCUUACAACAGCUUUACAUCGCCGUGGUUCUUCAUCUUCAGAAUAUUCGAUUUAGUUGCUAUAGCAGACAUAUUUAUGCAACACUACGUAAUAUUUUACAAUCGGAUAAAAAUUGAGGUAUCACAUCCUUGGCGUACCUCCAUAAACUACUGGUCCACGAACUUCAUCAUUGAUCUUAUUGCGUCGAUUCCGUACGAUCUGAUCCUGAUGAACAGCAUCGAAACAGUCACUGCGGUUCAGAAAAUAAUCAUGUUCAGAUCAAACCGUUUGAUCCAUCUCUACAGAUUCCUUGGAUUCUACAAGUACUGCAAUCAAACGUACAUGACCGAUCUGAAGGUGAUCAUCGUUCUCAACUUUAUUUUAACCAUUUUGAUGUUGUUCAACAUACUAUUCUCCACCAUAUUUUUUGGUCCGUGCACCUUCGAUUUGGACAACAUUACAUUGACGUGCGGUGAUCUCACAUUGAAUGCCUGGGAUGUUUACUGCAACUACCUCUAUAAAUUUAUGAAGUGCAUAUUCAACAGUGGAUUUUUUGACCAGAAGAUUGAAUCUGAAAUGGUGCCCAAUUUCUGUCUUGUCAACGUAUUCGGAUUGAUUUAUGUAACAAUUUUCGUUUGCAUCAUGACUGGAACGAAUCUGUUUAGGAAUUCGCAUCUGACUACUUUCCAGAUUCGCAUGCAACGGCUUGUAAACUAUAUGAAUCUGCGACGGUUGGACAAACAAUUGAGGAAUGAGAUUAUUAAGCAUUACGAACAUCUUUGGCUUCUGCACGAGGGAAAGUCUUUGGACAGCGUAUUUCAAUACUUCAACGAUACCAUCUAUCAAGACUUGUUUUUCUCUCAGUACGCGCCUAUUUUAAAAAAUACUUUUCUGUUCAGAGAUGUCGAGCAUGGCGUGCUGAAAGAACUGUUUUCUUACCAAGAGUUAUCGAGGGACCUGUUUUUAAUACGUGGUAUUAUUAUAAAGGUGAAUAACAUCCAGAACAAGAUGCACAUCAUACUCAAAGGCCACGUUGAAGUUUUGGGUCCGGACUGCACGCGCAUGCAAGUGUUGGGAGUUGGCAGCGUCUUCGGAUGUUUGGAUAACGUUAAAAACCACCGUUCUACGUUGACUUACGUCGCUAAAACACACUGCGAACUAUUGACCAUUGCCACAAUGAAAUUUUAUGCGAUCUGCGCGAAAUACUCGGACUUCUAUAAUCACUUUCGAUAUUUGGUGCGGCGUUCAAAUAUUGACUAUAUAAAAUCCGGGGAUAGCGACAAGGUUUUAGAGAUUGUGACCACUAGUAAAUCCAUGAUUACGAAGAGCAAACGCUAUUUAGCGGCGUUUAAUUUUCUGUUCAAAGUUAGGAAACGUAGUAAAUCAUUUGAAAUCGCAAUGGUUAUAUAUUGCCUCGCGUCAUUCUACAUCGAAUGUUACCAGAAAAUAGUGUUCGAUUAUUCCUAUCAAAUGGUAAUAAUAUGCUACUUCCUCGAUCUGAUUACUUGGUUUAAAAUUUACAAAAAAUUCCUCACAUCAUUCGAAAAUAUUUACGGCCUGCAAGUGUAUAAAAGAAAAACUAUUGCUUUAAGAUACAUCAGAAAUUACACUGAAUUCUUACUGGACUUUGCCGGUGUGUUUCCGUUCGAAAUCAUAUCAUUGAUCUUUAACAGAGGGAAUAGUUUUUGGAUCAUCUGGAGUUAUGGAAGAGUUAAUCGUCUGCUAAAGAUCGUAACGGUUUUCCUAUUCGUAAGAUCCGUGAGGAAUCGAUUGCAUGUAAAUGUGACUUUGGUGAGAGGAGUUUGGAUCCUGUUGGUUAUAGUGACGUUUCAACAGCUCACCAUGAUGAUCAUCGUCAGAGACACGAUGAUCCAAGAAACCUGUGAAAACAGUCAUGUCUGCUUAUAUUUCAUGGCUAUUGUGCUUCAAAUUUAUAUAAUGUCGUCGGCUUUCAUUGCACCUUUUAUGUAUUCGAAUAACAAUGAGCAUCUGCACAAGUUGAUCGAAUAUUCGCUUUCGUACACUUUCAUUAUACUCGUGACUAAUGUCCUCUCGAUCUACGUAUUUUCUGAAGGCGUCUCCUCCUGCCAAGUACUCUACUUCAGUAAAUUCCGCUUCGACAAGUACAUUUCUCAAUUGUCCCAGGAUUUGGCUUCCAAAAAUAUUUCGCCUCCUCUUCGUCGAAGGGUGGUGAAUUACUUCAAGAACUUGGGUGAAGGCGGAUGGAACGUUCAGUUUCCAAGUUUCUUACGUGACGCUCCCUAUUACUUGAGAGAAGGCGUUCUGGAUUCAAUGUACGGGUUUCAUUUGCGAAAUCAUCCUGUAUUUAGACGAUGCCACGUCGACUUGGUCAGACAGAUUGCAUCCACAUUUACCACCCUGUAUUUCUUCGAUGGUGAUUUCAUCGCCAACAUCGGUGACAUUGACGGGAAGAUGUAUUUCAUACAUACCGGACAGCUUUUGGGUUUGUCCGAGGACACUUUAGAUUACGAGGUUGUCGAUAGACAUUUCGAGACUGGCGAACAUUUCGGAUUCGAGCAGCUUUUCCAACUUAACGUUGGCCACAAGUACAGUUACAAGGUUAUUUCCAAAUGUAUUAUUCUGGUGCUCUCUUCUAAAAAUGUCCUGCCUUUGUUGGAUUUCUUUCCAGCAUCUAAACAUAUGAUAUAUGAUAUGAUAUGA
Messenger RNA from Nicrophorus vespilloides, 5931 nucleotides. RefSeq lists its product as uncharacterized. The record is from RefSeq and is a predicted model, not a curated record. Bases 1 to 5931 code for a protein of 1976 amino acids. Gene Ontology annotation, molecular function: protein-containing complex binding. The transcript has 8 exons. NCBI's taxonomy places the organism in Eukaryota, Metazoa, Arthropoda, Insecta, Coleoptera, Silphidae.